AUGGCAACAAUAUAUGAAAGGCGGUUAUUUGUAAACUUCAAACUUUUUCAAUUUGCUGGUUUAUUUAAUUAAACUUUUUCAGGUUUUUGCUUUCUUUUUAUUGCCUAUUUUAUUAUGGAUCGCGCAAAUACAGAGAUCUUCUCACCUAUACGCAACUUUGAUGAGGAAAAGAGUAAACGACGAUCAGACAGUUUUUCAAAAUUUUUGAAAGGACCAGAUGUUUUUAAAGAGAACUUAGUUAAUUCUGAAAAUUUGGGAAAUGUUGAUGAAAAUAUUCCUGUUAAAAAAAGCUUAAGUAAGAAAUCAACUAAAAUGCUUCAAAAGAAAACUGCUAAAAGUAAAACUUUGACAAAUAAAGAUAAUAUGGCAUCAUGUGCAUCCAUUCUUGAUGAAGCAUUUACUAUUUCUCCUGAAGAAACCAGUUCACUCAAGAAAGAAAAAUCAUCACUUGCAUCUAAAAGAAGUAAAGACUUAUUAAUCAAUUUUGUAGCUAAAAGAAAUGAUAAAAUGAGAACAAAUCAGCAGAAGGAAAUUGAAGGAAAUAAUAAGGGAAAAUAUUCUCAUUCAGCUAAACAAAAUUCUAUGAAUUUAGCUAAAUGUUCUCUGCAAUCUGGAGCUGCCAUUGUGCCCAAAACUGUUGGUUCUGAAAAAUUUGAGAAAACUGACAAGUCGUCUUCAGUAAAUCAGCGUAACCCAUUAUCUCAGAUACAAUCAGGAGUGCUUGAACAAAUAAUAAAUGAUGCUGUUGAAUCUAAAGUUGAGGGCAUUCAGCAAUUGCUGUGGUCACAUUACACAGAUUUAUUGAAGACCAUUUAUAUUAUUAAAGAUGAAAUGGAACAAAGACAUGCAUCAGAAAGUACAACUAUGUUUAAAAUUAUUGAAGAACUGUUAGAAGAAAAUCGUUUGCUUAGAAAUGCAAUACUGGCACGUCAAUAGAUCUUUUUUUUUUUUUUUUUUAACUUUGCUUUCCCAUUUUAUAUGGAUUUCACUUUAUAUAUUUUUUAAGUUAAUAAAACAUAAUAUUUCAAUA
Argiope bruennichi is the source of this 1030-nucleotide messenger RNA. RefSeq lists its product as uncharacterized. NCBI's taxonomy places the organism in Eukaryota, Metazoa, Arthropoda, Arachnida, Araneae, Araneidae. The record is from RefSeq and is a predicted model, not a curated record. Bases 115 to 936 code for a protein of 273 amino acids. The transcript has 6 exons.